AUGUUCUAUUCCAAUUAAUAGUAUCUAAAUAAUAAAUUAUUUAUUAUUAACCUGGUAAAUUAGCAAUAAAAGCUAAUAAAAAUUGCAUUUAACUUUUUGUUUAAGUGGAUGUUUAAAACAUAAAUUAAGAAAGCUUUCUAAUAAUCAAAUUAUUAUUAAAUUAAAAAAAUUACAUUAAACAAAAAAAAAGAAAAAACAAAAAGAAUUUCUAAUUAAUCAUAAAAUAAAAUGAAUACAACUGAAAUGCUUUUAAAUAUCUUGAAUAACAUUACAGUGUCAAGAGAAUUGAUGUUUGACAUAACUGAAAUACCUCACUGCAUGGAAAUGCUCAAUUAAACCUUCUUUACUCUAGAUAUGCAGAGGAUUAAAUCUGCUCAUUAAUAUAUGAAAGGAAAUAUUCCUCAAAAAAUGUACUUACAAAUUAAAUAGUCUUUGUAAAAGUACCUAUACGUUCUCUUAUAAUGCCACAAAGAGCUAAUCAAAAUAGAUCCUGAGAAUAUCGAAGACGAGGAGACUCUCCAAAUCUACCUAUACAUUAAACAAUAUUUUUCUCCUAAACAAAAGAGCACAGAAUAAAUGAUUGAUUCAAGAGUCUUAAGAGAAGAUGAUCUAGAUUUUGAUCGCUCCUACUGA
This is a messenger RNA of Tetrahymena thermophila SB210, 633 nucleotides long. RefSeq lists its product as hypothetical. Lineage: Eukaryota; Ciliophora; Oligohymenophorea; Hymenostomatida; Tetrahymenidae. The record is from RefSeq and is a predicted model, not a curated record. The transcript has a single exon.